Messenger RNA from Octopus sinensis (East Asian common octopus), 2456 nucleotides. RefSeq names its product acyl-CoA-binding domain-containing protein 5. The record is from RefSeq and is a predicted model, not a curated record. NCBI's taxonomy places the organism in Eukaryota, Metazoa, Mollusca, Cephalopoda, Octopoda, Octopodidae. Gene Ontology annotation, molecular function: fatty-acyl-CoA binding. Gene Ontology annotation, biological process: fatty acid metabolic process. Bases 83 to 1816 code for a protein of 577 amino acids. The transcript has 10 exons.
CCUAGAUACUAUUCGUAACACAAAGAGAAAGUAAAAACAAGCAGACAUCUCCAGACUAUGGCUGGUGGUGGAUGAUCUCGUUAUGGCUAUGAGAAGUCAGAGCUGUUCCAGUGAAAUCAUGUCGGUUACGUCUGCUAGAGAUAAAUUUGAAGCUGCUGUCAAAGUUAUAAGGAGCUUACCUAAAAAUGGGUCCUUUCAGCCUUCAAAUGAGAUGUUGUUGAAGUUUUAUGCCUUCUACAAACAAGCAACAGAAGGUCAUUGCACAGCUCCGAAACCAAACUUUUGGGAUGUGGUCAAGAAAGCCAAAUGGGAAGCAUGGAAUAAACUUGGAAAGAUGUCCAAGGAGGAAGCAAUGUCAUGUUACGUGGAUCAACUAAAAACAGUGAGUAAACAAGCUAUUGUUGAGGCCAUGCCACAGACUCAGUUAGUUGCUGAAUUUGUUGAGAAACUCGGCAAUUUUUAUGAAUUGGUUGAUGACAAAGCUAUUGGUGAGAAAUCUGAAGAAAAUGUUCGAAAGCUGAAUGGAGAUGUGGCAAAUGGUGAUGUCUUCAAGUCAGAGCCAAUUGCAUUAACAAAUAAAGAUCUCUUUCCUCGAAAUGAGGCUUUUGUGCACUUUUCCAAUGAUGUGUCAUCAAAUUCAAGUGUGGUUCCAGAAUUGGGUUUAGAUUGUACUCCUGCUGUAACCAAGAAGACAGCCUCAGGUCAUCAUCAUCAUAACAACAACAACAAUAACAACAACAACAACAACGGCAACAGCAGCAACAACAAUAACAACCAUAAUGACCACUCACGAGCUCAUUUGAACCAUCGGUACAACCACAGUAACGAAAAUGAUUCUGGUAAUGACACGGGUGAAAUCAGGAGUGAGAAUGGGGAUGAGAGAGAAACUCCAAUGACCGAUGAUUCAUUAUUGCCUAUUGCAGGUCAUCAAGUGACCAGCGACACAGACAGUGAUGUUGAAUAUUGUGACACCAUUGACACGCUGCAGGAUGUGUCGGAGGCUAUUGAUGUCUUAAGUUCAACAACCAGCAGUGAUAAUGAAGCUGUAUUUACACAGUCACCAGUGAAAAUGAAGAGGGAUGACCCUGACUAUAACACCCUACACCAGUCUGCCAACACAGUGCUUGCAGGAAUUCAAACAUCAACCAACAUCACUGCCAGGUCGGUGCAACCUGACUUGAUGGUGAUGGCCAACGCGAAUCCUUAUGCCUAUGUACCAAAUCAUCGUAAAUUCUCUUCAGACAGUAUGGCCGUGAACAUCGCUUCGAGGCAGUCAGUCAGUGAGGUUGAUCACGAAUGCUUUGUUAAUGGUAUACCUCAAGAUGAGCACCAACCGAGACCACCAGCUGCUGGACACGAUGCUGAAAUGGAUGUUACUGUACGUGGUGGAGAAGAAGAAGGACCUUCUCGCCGAUCAUCCAGGAGAGUUUCCAGCAGCAGUUAUGGUAUUUCCUCAAGGAACAUGGGAAGAGGUCAAGGAGAUAUAGGAUACUAUCCAGGAGGUGUUCACAUACCAUAUCUUGGAAGUGGUGCUGGCGGGGCAGGACAGCCACGUGGCAGUGUUGCUAUGGUGAUGAAUCCACCAAACUGUGUUACAGAACAAAUUGCUUUAGCAUUGUCACGGCUUCAGACUGAUCUAGUAGCUGUGCUUGACCGGUUGGAUACACUGGAAGAAGGUCGUAGAAAGGAGAAAACUAUUUCCUCCUGGUGGCCUUUCCAAGAUAUUUCUUUCAAGACAUUUCUUUUCUUCACUUUGUGGCCAGUUUUGGUUCACUGGAUGUUUCACAUCGCCUCAAAACGCCGGCAGCAGAGAUAAGCUUAAUUAUAUUCUUCUGCAUCAUCCAAUUCAGCUGUGAUAUCUGUCGAAUCUAGUUGAUGAGUCAGUCUUCAAGGCCCAAACAUGUCUGUUGGAAAGAAUUAAAAAAAAACAACCAAUGAUGCCACACUGUAUAAGACUUGUCGUGCCAUAUCAGAACACCACCUCAUAUAACCAUCACCUCACACCUCUGUAUAAGGUUAACGAACAACAAAAUACCACCACACUAUAUAAUACUGCUAUGUACUACAUUAGACUACCAUAACACAUAAGAUGUAAGACUAUCAUAACACGUAAGAUGAUCACACUACAUUGUACCAUCUCAUGAAAUAACAAAACAGCUCUAUGUAACACUACUAAAUAACAUAAUGUCACCAAGUCACACCAUGUUAGUAUCUCUAUGUGAUGAGCUAAUGAAAUUGUUAACAUAGUCACUCCAUCUGCUAGAAAUAGCAGCCAAAUCUUCCUCAUAUCCUACUAUUUUAUACUAGCAAAAAUGUCCCUUUUGGCUAGUGUAGUCUAUGGUCUGCUGUGUACCAUAACAGAAUUGUAAUGGUUGGAAUGCUUUUGAUCAUAGGUUUAGUCAUUCCAUCUGCUAGAAAUGGCAGUCAAACCUUCCUCUGAUCCUAUCUCUUUUUUU